Messenger RNA from Hyla sarda, 2966 nucleotides. Its product is annotated as zinc finger protein 345-like. The record is from RefSeq and is a predicted model, not a curated record. Gene Ontology annotation, molecular function: DNA-binding transcription factor activity, RNA polymerase II-specific; RNA polymerase II cis-regulatory region sequence-specific DNA binding. Bases 445 to 2820 code for a protein of 791 amino acids. Gene Ontology annotation, biological process: regulation of transcription by RNA polymerase II. The transcript has 4 exons. Lineage: Eukaryota; Metazoa; Chordata; Amphibia; Anura; Hylidae.
CAGGAGACCAACCGGCUACUGAGACAGCAGAUGAUGGCGCUGCAGGCCACAGCGACGACACAGACCAUGGCAGACGCCUGCAAAGCCAUACGAAUGGCGAUGCCAAAGAUGACAGCGGCCGAUGAUGUUGAGACUUACUUGGCGGUGUUCGAGAGAGUGGCUGAGAGGGAGAAGCUACCCCACGACCAGUGGGCUGAGGAUAUCGCCCCCUUCCUGACUUCCCAGUCGCAGCAGGCCUACUUUGAUUUGCCAGAUGACCAGGCUGCAGACUACAGCACGGUGAAGGAUGAGGCGAGAGCAGCAGCCCCUGAUCAUGUGACUCCUCCUCCUCCAUGUGACUGAUCACCUGACUGUGACAUCAUCGCAGGUCCUGUUAGUACACUUCCUGUACAGCUCUGAGGAAGGAGCUUAUGAAUCAUAUAUGAAUAUAUGAAAUAAGAAAAUAUGAACAAUAGUAAUGCUCCAGAGACAGAUGUGAGCGGUGAUGAGCAGUAUAAGGAAGGCAUCCCUACAAGGAAAGAUUUGAUCUAUAUUAAUGCUCCAGAUAUAAAGGAAAAAGAAGAAGAGACAGAUGUGAGGGAUGAUGAGCACUAUAAGGAGGACAUUCCUACAGGGAAAGAUCUGAUCCAUAUUAAUGCUACAGACAUUAAGGAGGAAGAAGAGACAGAUGUGAGUGGUGAUGAGCAGUAUAAAGAAGACAUUCAUACAGUGAAAGAACUGAUCUAUAUUAAUGCUACAGACAUAAAGGAAGAAGAGACAGAUGUGAGGGGUAAUGAGCAGUAUAAGGAGGACAUUGCAACAGGGAAAGAUCUGAUCUAUACUAAUACUACAGACAUAAAGGAAGAAGAAGAGACAGAUGUUAGCGGUGAUGAGCAGUAUAUGGAGGACAUUGCUACAGGGAAAGAUCUGAUCUAUACUAAUACAACAGACAUAAAGGAAGAAGAAGAAGAGACAGAUGUGAGCAGUGAUGAGCAGUAUAAGGAGGAAAUUUCUACAGGUAACCAUCCAGAUGACUGUACCAGGAGAUCAGAGGAGAAUCUUAUAUCUCCAGAUUAUAAAGCAGAUGAUGAUAUCACACAAGAUACAUAUGAAGAACAUUCCAUUAUCCCAGAUACACCCUCAGCCCUUCACAGCCAAGAUCUCUCAUCUCAUCCUUUAAAAACAGUCCUAUCAUCUGAUGUAUCACAGCAAAAUAUGAGGAAGCCAUUUUCGUGUGCUGAAUGUGGGAAAUGUAUUACUCAGAAAUUAGAUCUUGUUAAACAUCAAAGAAUUCACUCAGUAGAGAAGCCAUUUUCAUGUUCAGUUUGUAGAAAAUGUUUUUCUUAUAAAUCCAAUCUUAUUCAACAUCAGAGAACUCACACAGGAGAGAAGCCAUUUUCAUGUUCAGAAUGUGGGAAAUCUUUUUCUAAAAAAUCUAAUCUUAUUCAACAUCAAAAAAUUCACAUAGGCGAGAAGCCAUUUUCAUGUUCAGAAUGUGAAAAAAGUUUUUCUUAUGAAUCAAAACUUAUUCAACAUCAAAACAUUCACACAGGAGAGAAGCCAUUUUCAUGUUCAGAAUGUGGGAAAUCUUUUUCUAAAAAAUCUCAUCUUAUUCAACAUCAAAAAAUUCACAUAGGCGAGAAGCCAUUUUCAUGUUCAGAAUGUUGGAGAUGUUUUAUUCAUAAAUAUGAUCUCGUUAACCAUAAAAGAACUCAUACAGGAGAGAAGCCAUUUUCAUGUUCAGAAUGUGGAAAAUGUUUUUCUAAUAAAUCAAAUCUUAUUCAACAUCAAAAAAUUCACACAGGAGAGAAGCCAUUUUCAUGUUCAGAAUGUGGAAAAUGUUUUUCUUACGAAACAAAAUUUAUUCAUCAUCAAAAAAUUCACACAGGGGAGAAGCCAUUUUCAUGUUCAGAAUGUGGAAAAUGUUUUUCUAUUAAAUCAAAUCUUAUUCAACAUCAAAAAAUUCACACAGGAGAGAAGCCAUUUUCAUGUUCAGAAUGUGGAAAAUGUUUUUCUCAUGAAACAAAAUGUAUUCAACAUCAAAAAAUUCACAUAGCGGAGAAGCCAUUUCCAUGUUCAGAAUGCGGGAAAUGUUUUAUUCAGAAAGGGGAUCUUGUUAAACAUAAAAGAACUCAUACAGGAGAGAAGCCAUUUUCAUGUUCAGAAUGUGGUAAAUGUUUUUCUAUUAAAUCAAAUCUUAUUCAACAUCAAAAAAUUCACACAGGAGAGAAGCCAUUUUCAUGUUCAGAAUGUGAAAAAUGUUUUCCUUAUGAAGCAAAACUUAUUCAACAUCAAAAAAUUCACACAGCGGAGAAGCCAUUUCCAUGUUCAGAAUGUGGGAAAUGUUUUAUUCAGAAAGGUGAUCUUGUUAAACAUAAAAGAGCUCACACAGGUGACAAAACAUUUUCAUGUUUAGAAUGUAGGAAAUGGUUUACUCUAAAAUCACAUCUUGUUCAACAUCAAAAAAUUCACACAGGAGAGAAGCCAUUUUCAUGUUCAGAAUGUGGGAAAUGUUUUACUCAGAAAUCAGAUCUUGAUAAACAUCAAAGAGCUCACACGAGCGAGAAACCAUUUUCAUGUUUAGAAUGUGGGAAAUGUUUUACUCUAAAAUUACAUCUUGUUCAACAUAAAAAAAUUCACACAGGAGAGAAGCCAUUUGCUUGUUCAGAAUGUGGGAAAUGUUUUACUCAGAAAUCAAUACUUAUCAGACAUCUAAGAAUUCACACAGGAGAGAAGCCAUUUUCAUGUUCAGAAUGUGGGAAAGGUUUCGCUCAGAAAUCAAAUCUUAUCAGACAUCUAAGAAUUCACACAGGAGAGAAGCCAAUUCCAGGCAAUAAAUGAUGCAGGUAACACAUCUAUAUAUUAACCAUGUACAUAGGAUAUCUGACAUUUAUACAUAUAUCAUAUACUGCAUCUCCAAACUUGUUCACCAAUUAUUAAUAAAAGUUUUCUUUUAGAACGUAGUCACCGAUCCAGCGAUGUCAUCA